CCUCCCUUUGGUCUGUGUCUCAGAGGUUCACUUCGCAGAGCGCUUCGUUUCCACAAGGAUAUGUUCCUAAAACAUCCCUGAGUUCGCCACCUUGGCCAGAAAUUGUUCUGCCAGACCCAGUUGAAGAGACCCGACACCACAGAGUGAACAAGCUGAUCGCCACAGGGCAGUACGGCAGGCUCUUUGCCGUGGUGCACUUUGCCAGCCACCAAUGGAAGGUGACUUCUGAAGACCUGAUUCUAAUUGGAAAUGAAUUGGACCUUGUGUGUGGAGAGAGGAUUCGACUGGAGAAGGUCCUGCUGGUUGGGGCGGACAACUUCACGCUACUCGGCAAGCCACUGCUUGG
Messenger RNA from Galeopterus variegatus (Sunda flying lemur), 346 nucleotides. RefSeq names its product 39S ribosomal protein L21, mitochondrial-like. The annotation marks the transcript as partial. Lineage: Eukaryota; Metazoa; Chordata; Mammalia; Dermoptera; Cynocephalidae. The transcript is spliced from 4 exons. Gene Ontology annotation, molecular function: structural constituent of ribosome. Gene Ontology annotation, cellular component: mitochondrial large ribosomal subunit; ribosome. The record is from RefSeq and is a predicted model, not a curated record.